This is a messenger RNA of Peniophora sp. CBMAI 1063, 1998 nucleotides long. The record is from the annotation of a GenBank genome assembly. Lineage: Eukaryota; Fungi; Basidiomycota; Agaricomycetes; Russulales; Peniophoraceae.
AUGCAGCCGCCCUCAUGUCUUCGCGUAUUGGUCAAACCUAGCUCACGACUACAGCUGUGCCUGCGGAAUGUCCGGCAGAUUCACUCUCCCGUAGCUGCUUCUGCCUCAGCGUCUACGCCUCUGCCAGCGCAUAACGCGCCUUACAGUCCGAGAUCACAUACUUGUGCUGCGCUAUCUGCGGCUGAUGCUGGUUCUCGGGUCACUCUACAAGGUUGGGCACUCCCCGCUCGAGUGCUGAACAAGCAUCGGGCCUUCAUCCCCUUGAAAGAUGCGCAUGGGACUACACAGCUGCUCAUAGAUGCAGAAAAGUAUCCUCAACUUGCAGGCCUGCCCGACUUACCUCCGGAGUCGGUGAUACACGUCGAAGGUACUGUGGUAGCCCGACCGAAAACCCAGCGUCGACCUGUCCCUGCCGGCGACAUCGAGGUGGCUGUAGAUGGCUUUACCCUUCUCAAUCCAACUCGGGGCAUGCCCUUCCUUCCGUCCUCCAAGUUCAACGUCCCUAGCGAAGAUAUCCGUGCCCAGUACCGCUAUCUUGACUUGCGAAGGGAUGAAUUGGCCGAUAACAUUCGCAAGCGCAGCAAGAUCGCCCGCGUCGUGCGUACAGUGCUCGAGGGCCACGGCUUUCUAGAAGUUGAAACACCGAUGCUCCUCAAGUCCACGCCGGAGGGAGCGCGCGAGUUCCUCGUCCCUACACGGCUUGGCGGCGCACGAUCGUACGCUUUGCCUCAGUCUCCCCAACAGCCCAAGCAGCUACUCGUGUGUUCGGGCGCGGUUGAUCGGUACUAUCAACUUGCGCGCUGUUUCCGAGAUGAAGAUGGUCGGAAAGAUCGCCAACCCGAGUUCACCCAAAUCGAUCUGGAAAUGGCUUUCGUUGGCUGGGGACCUCGCCCAAGAGACUUGCAAUCCGGAUGGAGACUUGGAGGGAGCGAAGUGAAGGACGUUGUUGAGAGCGUAGUCAGACAAAUAUGGUCGGAAACCGAGGGUAUCGAGCUUCCGGCAAGCUUUCAGGUCAUGACUUACGAUCACGCUAUGACCAGGUAUGGCUCGGAUAAACCGGACUUACGAUUCGGGCUCGAGAUCCAAGACGCUACUUCGUGGCUUCCAUCCGAGCUCGCCAGCGCUUUGAAUGCAUCAGGCCACGCUCUAGACUUUAUGGUCGUGCCCCAUGACUCGGAGACGUUCUUCAAGGCCGCGCGCAAGUGUGAGCUCGAGCCUGGUACGGUCCGCUCACAGAUCAAGGUUGGCGGUAACAUGAGCUGGGUAACUCAAUUGCCUAUCCUGCGCGACCUGCAAGAGCCCGGCAAUCAAACCGAUCUCAGCACUAGUUCCAUACCGACUUUGAACCCCGGCGACAUCGUCUUCCUAGCUAGGCGUCGUACGAUAUCGGAGGGUGGAUCAACAGCUCUGGGUCGGCAACGACUACGCAUUGCAAACGAAGCUGAAAAGCGAGAGACUUGGAAGCCGGCGGAGCAGCCCCCUCGUUUCCUCUGGGUCACCGAAUUUCCAUUGUUCACCCGGGCGGAUGCCGACAAGGAGUUCCUCGCUCAUGGACGCUGGAGUUCAUCACAUCAUCCGUUCACCGCACCCAUGGCAGAAGACGUCCCGAAGCUUUAUUCUGGGGACUACGCUGCGGUUCGAGGACAGCACUAUGAUCUCGUUCUGAACGGGGUUGAAAUUGGCGGUGGCUCAGUCCGAGUACAUGACGCUGACAUGCAACAAUACAUAUUCAGCGAGAUUCUCCAACUCUCCGAGAACGAAAACGAGCGGUUUGGACACCUCUUACACGCGCUACGCUGCGGCGCACCCCCGCACGGCGGUCUUGCUUUAGGAUUCGAUAGGCUGGUUGCGCUGCUUUGCAAUGCGUCAUCGAUCCGCGACGUCAUCGCCUUCCCAAAGACAGGCGCGGGCACAGACCCUUUAUUCCGCAGCCCCGCCGCUGUAUCGGAUGACACAUGGAAGGAAUAUGGCUUGCGAACACUUCGUCGGGACGAAUGA